This is a messenger RNA of Dovyalis caffra, 186 nucleotides long. NCBI's taxonomy places the organism in Eukaryota, Viridiplantae, Streptophyta, Magnoliopsida, Malpighiales, Salicaceae. The record is from the annotation of a GenBank genome assembly.
AUGAAGAAGAGAUUAAGUGUAGGGAUUUGUCAAGCAAGUGAAGGAUGUAUAUAUAAUGAGAUUGAGGAGAUGCAUCCACGGACAUUAUUCGAUAACAUCGAACAAAUUAAUCUAACCAAUAUUAUACCCAUAUGGGCGGCGCCGGUGGAAGUGGAUGAACUAAAGACGAAGCUGGUGGCUGCGUGA